Osmerus eperlanus (European smelt) is the source of this 2346-nucleotide messenger RNA. RefSeq names its product olfactomedin-like 2A (gene olfml2a). The record is from RefSeq and is a predicted model, not a curated record. The transcript is spliced from 8 exons. The coding region runs from base 227 to 2191 and encodes 654 amino acids. Gene Ontology annotation, biological process: signal transduction. Lineage: Eukaryota; Metazoa; Chordata; Actinopteri; Osmeriformes; Osmeridae.
AAAUGAUGCUAAGAGUGGAGGGCACACGGACUGUGCUUGAGCUCGUGAAAGUGAAUGUUUCACGCAUUACAGCAACACUGCACGCAAAUUGGACACAUGGCAAUGGAGUAAUGAUGUUUGGAGCGGAUGUUUGAUAACCUUAUGGAUUUAAAACAGUAACUGCUCUCGCCAUUCAUUGUAUUAGGGCAAAGGAAAUCUGUAUAAUUAAUCAAGCGUUGCCGAGAAAAUGUGGAGACUUACGAAUAUGUUAACUUGCCUUCUGGUCUUGUGUAAGGAUAUCAAUGCGCAGAGCAAGAUCUUCGGGGAGACGGAGCCGGUGAGGAUGACGUCGGAGGGCUCCGACUGCCGCUGCAAGUGCGUGAUGCGGCCGCUCAGCCGGGACGCGUGCGCCCACCUGCGCAGCGGCAGCGCCCGCCCGGAGGACUUCUACACGGUGGAGACGGUCAGCUCCGGCUCCGACUGCAAGUGCUCGUGCACGGCCCCGCCCUCCUCCCUCAACCCCUGCGAGAACGAGUGGAAGAUGGAGAGGCUGAAGAAGCAGGCCCCCGAGCUGCUGAAGUUGCAAUCAAUGGUGGACCUACUGGAGGGAACCCUGUUCAGUUUGGAUAUGAUGAAGGUCCACUCCUACAUCAACAAGGUCGUCUCCCAGAUGAACACCCUGGAGGAGACUAUCAAGACCAACCUCACGCGGGAUAAUGAGUUUGUGAGGGACAGCAUGACCACUCUGACCAAUCAGUUCAAGAGAUACGAGAACUACUCCAACGUCAUGCUGACCAUAAAGAAAGAGAUAUCCAGCCUUAGCGCGCAGCUGCUUCAGAAAGGCACCAUGGAAAACAAAGCUCAGGACACCAAUGAUGAGAAAACCAAGGAUGCCGUGAAAUCUCCCAACAAAAAAACCCCCGCGUCCAAACCCCCUCCCAAGACGCCCAAGGAGAAGGUCGUCAAGCCCAAGAAAGAGAACUUCAAACCGGGGAAGGCCGUCAAGCCCGACCCCACAGCCAAGGCCAAGGUGGCCGGGCACCAGCCCGGGGUGGUGAGGGGCAUCACGUACUACAAAGCUGCCAAGGUGGACGGGGACGGCCAUGGCACAGGCGGUAAAGACCACAGUGCCAAAGCACACACUCAGCAUGUUAUAGAGAGCCACUCGGAGGACGGGGACUCGGAGAUCGUGCUGGAGAAUGCCGAAGCCGCAGCGGGUGAGACCACAACCGUGGCGGCUGCCAGCGCCACCACCACCAUAACAACAACAACAGCAGCAACAACAACCACCAUAGCCCCGCCCACUACCACGGCCCCCACCAGCAGCAGUGGCACCUUCAGAGCAGACAGACCAGCCCCCACCAUCGUGCUCAUGCUGGACAACUCGGACAACAACAGCAGGCCUCUGCUACACCGGGCAGGGAAGAUCCUGGACUGCGAGGGGACCCUGGCAUCUAUCUCCCCCCCGGAGAAGCAGCACAGCUAUGGGAGGAACGAGGGGGCCUGGAUGAAGGACCCCCUCGCUAAGGACUCCAAGAUCUACGUCACCAACUACUACUACGGCAACAACCUGGUGGAGUUCCGAAACCUGGAUAACUUCAAACAGGGUCGCUGGAGCAACCUCUUCAAGCUGCCCUACAACUGGAUCGGCACGGGCCACGUGGUGUACAACGGCGCCUUCUACUACAACCGGGCGUUCACCAAGAACAUCAUCAAGUACGACCUGCGGAUGCGCUACGUGGCCGCCUGGACCCUCCUCCACGACGUGGUGUACGAGGACACCACCCCCUGGAAGUGGAGGGGCCACUCGGACAUCGACUUCGCCGUGGACGAGAGCGGCCUGUGGGUGAUCUACCCGGCCACGGACUACGACUACUCCCAGCAGGAGGUGAUCGUCAUCGCCAAGCUGGACCCCGGGGACCUGUCGGUGAAGAAGGAGACCACCUGGAGGACGGGGCUGAAGAGGAACUCGUACGGGAACUGCUUCAUCAUCUGCGGCGUGCUGUACGCCGUGGACGUGUACAACCAGAAGGAGGGCGAGGUCAACUACGCCUACGACACUCACACCAACACCGAGGCCGUCCCACGCCUGCCCUUCACCAACGAGUACGCCUUCACCACCCAGAUCGACUACAACCCCAAGGAGAAGGUCCUGUACGCCUGGGACAACGGCCACCAGCUCACCUACAACAUAGACUUCGUUGACCAAUGAGCACAGACAUUUGCGUUCAGGAUUUGCCAAUAGGACAUCGGUGCGGCCGGGUAGCUAUGACAACUGAUACAAUGCUCAAUAAUUGACAGUCCAGCAGCAGGCCAUUUUGGAUUGAACUCGAAGAAUAUUACUCCAGCAACUUUUGAUGCAUGUUA